ACCCAUGCAGACCUGGCAGGACUCAACGCAGGCCUGCCAGCUCCACUGCCCUGAGCUGCCCUGGUGCCAGGGCCAGUGGGCAGUGGUGGAGCCCCAGUGGCUUGGGAUGGGGAGACCGGGACUCUGAGCUGGCAGCAUGGCUGGUGUCUGCUGGGUGCCACUGCAUUCCCGCCGUGUGCUGGGCCCCGGGAUCCACUGGUUCCUGUCACCCUCGUCUGCCCCUGAGGGUGCGGCCAUCUUCUAGAAGGGGAAACUGAGGGUCAGCGCGGGACGUCGGGGGAGCCCAGGCUGGCCCGGGGAGCAGUUGGCGGUGGAGGCCUUGGGCAACUUCCCGUGUUCCCACUGAGUGGGGCUGUCCCUGGGCCUGGGUGGGGACGCCGCCAACUGCCAAGGCCGGCGUAUAAGGGCGGCCACCGCCUUAGCCACAGAGCUGCUCCACCAUGACCCGGCUGACAGUCCUGGCCCUGCUGGCUGGUGUUCUGGCGUCCUCGAGGGCCGGUGAGUGCCUGUGUGUGCCAGGUGGUCCCCAGUCUGUGCUGGGGGCCCGGCUGCCAGGGCAGAGCUCAGACUCAAGGCACAGAGAAGGCAAGCGGCUUGGCCUGGGUCACACAGCCAGCCCAGCCUGGACAGUCCCGGGAGAGGCGUGCGGGCGGAGGGUGUGUGGGACUCAGGGCCCACCUGUCCUUUUUGGGAGUGGGACGAUGGGGGAGGGUGGGUCCUCCUGUAGCCCCACUGUGUGGAUGGAGCUGGGGCUGGAGCUUCACGCGCCCUCCACUGGGUGGAUGGAGCUGGGUCUGGAGCCUCACACGCCCUCCACUGGGUGGAUGGAGCUGGGUCUGGAGCUUCAUGCGCCCUCCCGGCCACUGAGUGGGUUCUCGGGGAUCUCAGCGCUGCCUUCCCCCGACCCAGGCUCCAGCCCCCUCGUGGACAUCGUGGGCGGCCGGAAGGCGAGACCCCGCCAGUUCCCGUUCCUGGCCUCCAUCCAGAAUCAAGGGAGGCACUUCUGCGGGGGUGCCCUGAUCCAUCCCCGCUUCGUGAUGAGCGCGGCCAGCUGCUUCCGAAACCAGAACCCCGCGACUGUCACCGUGGUGCUGGGCGCCUAUGACCUGAGGCGGCGGGAGAGGCGGUCCCGCCAGACGUUUUCCAUCAGCAGCAUGAGUGAGAAUGGCUACGACCCCCAGCAGAACCUGAACGACCUGGUGCUGCUUCAGCUGGACCGCGAGGCCAACCUCACCAGCAGCGUGGCAACACUGGCACUGCCCCUGCAGAACGCCACGGUGGAAGCCGGCACCAGAUGCCAGGUGGCCGGCUGGGGGACCCGGCGUAGUGGGGGGCGUCUCUCUCGUUUUCCCAGGUUCGUCAACGUGACCGUGACCCCCGAGGACCAGUGUCGUCCCAAUAACGUGUGCACCGGUGUGCUCGCCCGCCGGGCCGGCAUCUGCAAUGGGGACGGGGGCACCCCCCUCAUCUGCGACGGCCUGGGGCACGGCGUGGCCUCCUUCUCCGUGGGGCCCUGUGGCCGAGGCCCCGACUUCUUCACCCGAGUGUCGGUUUUCCGAGACUGGAUCGAUGGUGUUCUCAACGGGGGACCAGUGUCAGCCUAGGGGGGGCCUGUGACCUCCCACAGAGCCCAGCCCUGCCCUCCACGCCUCCCGCGCUCCGAACCCACCUCCCACGGCCCCGCCCCUGCCCCCACUCCGGCCGGCGUGGCCCUGGCCGUAAUAAAGAAGCCAAUCUCGCCUC
This is a messenger RNA of Chlorocebus sabaeus (green monkey), 1743 nucleotides long. NCBI's taxonomy places the organism in Eukaryota, Metazoa, Chordata, Mammalia, Primates, Cercopithecidae. The record is from RefSeq and is a predicted model, not a curated record.